This is a messenger RNA of Adineta steineri, 485 nucleotides long. Lineage: Eukaryota; Metazoa; Rotifera; Eurotatoria; Adinetida; Adinetidae. The record is from the annotation of a GenBank genome assembly.
UGAUGUUUGCAAGUAUGAAGUGUAAAUUAAAAAAGAAAAAGAUUAAUUCGUAUAUUUUCAAUUUUAGAAAUCAUGAUGAUGAACUUCAAUAUCAUAUAGCAAAAAAGAAAAUUCCAUCUGUUGGUAAAGAUGGGAAACGUAUUGAUAAACCAACUGAAAUUAAUGGGAUCAAAUUAGAAAAAUUUGUUUUUGAUGUAUUUCCAUUUUCAAAAACAUUUGCUGUUUGGGAAGUUUGUCGUGAAGAUGAAUUUUCACCAUUAAAAAAUGGUACGGGAAGUAAAGAUACAGCGGAAACAUGUCGAAAAGAUUUAAUGCUUCAACAUAUUCGAUAUCUUAAACAAGCUGGUGCUAUAUUACAAGAGACAAAUGAAAAUAAUUGUGAAAUAUCUCCACUUGUUUCUUAUUCUGGAGAAAAUCUUGAAUUCGUCAAAGGACAAUCAUUAAAAUUUCCUAUUAUUAUGAAUACAUCUACAAAUUCUUCAUAA